This is a messenger RNA of Prorocentrum cordatum, 327 nucleotides long. The record is from the annotation of a GenBank genome assembly. NCBI's taxonomy places the organism in Eukaryota, Dinophyceae, Prorocentrales, Prorocentraceae.
AUGACGGCAAUCCCGCAGGGGGCGAUUCAGGGCUACAAGGCCGUGAAAUCCGACAGCGAGCAGGCGCUGAAGGAGGCGCUCGUCAACGUCGGGCCCGUCGCGGUGGGGAUCAGCGCCUCGGGGGACGAGAUACGCUUCUACAAGAGCGGGGUGCUGACGGCGCCGUGCUCGGACACGCUAGACCACGCGGUCUUGGUGGUGGGCUACGGCUUCCAGGAUCCGAACCCUUACUGGAAGCUGAAGAAUUCCUGGGGGACCGAUUGGGGGGAGGACGGCUUCUUCCGUCUCGUGCGCGGCCUGUCGGGGUCAGGAGACGGUGCGGGCUGA